GCUUGUUUGUGUUUUGGUUCUAAGGGGAAGUUGCCAGAAGAAAGAAAGGAGGAGACGUGACGGGAUUGUUGAAAUUAUUCUCUUGGUUCCCCAGCACCACCUCACCUCGGUGUCCCGGGCUCCGUGUGCAGCCAUUUAAAGUUCACGGCGUCGUCCGGCUCUCAGCAGAAGUCCUGAUAGUGACGUUUGGCACACAGGGUACCAGGGGAUCCGUCUAGGUCAUGGCCAAUCGAGGAGGAGCUACGAGACCCAAUGGACCCAAUGCAGGGAACAAGAUUUGUCAGUUUAAGCUGGUGCUGUUGGGGGAAUCUGCUGUUGGGAAGUCCAGCUUAGUCCUCCGCUUUGUCAAAGGCCAGUUCCACGAAUUCCAGGAAAGCACAAUAGGAGCGGCCUUUCUCACCCAGACAGUGUGUCUAGAUGACACAACAGUGAAGUUUGAAAUCUGGGACACUGCAGGCCAGGAGCGUUACCACAGUUUGGCACCGAUGUAUUACAGAGGAGCACAAGCCGCCAUUGUGGUCUACGACAUCACAAACGAGGAGUCCUUUGCACGGGCAAAGAACUGGGUGAAGGAGCUACAAAGACAAGCAAGCCCUAAUAUAGUCAUCGCUUUGUCCGGCAACAAAGCUGACCUAGCUAACAAGAGAGCUGUUGACUUCCAGGAUGCGCAGUCGUAUGCAGAUGACAACAGUUUACUUUUCAUGGAGACGUCGGCCAAGACAUCGAUGAAUGUGAACGAGAUAUUUAUGGCUAUUGCAAAGAGAUUGCCAAAAAGUGAGCCUCAGGCUGCAGGACCCAACAGCGGGAGGAACCGGGGGGUGGACCUGACAGAAGCUGCCCAGCCGGCCAAGGCUCCGUGCUGCAGUAACUAACAUGAAGAAGACCCUUCCCUCAACCAACUCGUAUAGCAGUAACUAAUGAGGCCAAUGCCCCCAAUGCCACUGCAGUUACUAAUGCAAUGUGUCAUCCACUCCCUGAAACAAGAAAAGAUGCCGUGUGCAUCCUCUUUUCUUUUUUUUUUUUUUGUUUCCCUCCCCCGUUAGUGAAAUCGAUCCCAUCACUGAUCUUUCCUCGUGGCUCUGCCUCUUUUUCUCCUUUACGGUUCUGCUGCUACACAGUGAAGCCUCCUAACCACUCUGUCUUACUUUCUGCCAUCCGGCUCGUUACGUCUAUCGGUUAUUGAUGAUAGAUCAAUGAUAGCAGAUAUUAGAAAACAUCAGUGCACCCCGCCUUCCACCAUCGUCCUCCCAACGUGUAGAUACGAGGUCCAUUUAGAGGAAGUGAUCACUUCCCCUUCUGGGGACAGCUUAAGACUUUACUACUGCGUUUCUAACACCAGUCUUCUGUUUUUCUUCAUUUUUUUUUUUUUUUUUGAGUACUUCGUUAAUUAUUGUUUACUAUGAUUUUUGUCUAUAUUAUGGAUGCACAUACUUGUAUAUUUACAUGGCCUAAGAUAGAAAAACAAAAACUGUGUUUUAUCUUUUGUCUGCGGUAGCACACGAAAAAAAAAAAGUCUAUUAGAGAAGAGGAGUGUAUUCUUGUGAAUCUGAGAAAUAGGAAAGGUGGAGGAGGUCAGAGAGAGAGAGAGAGAGAGAGAGAGAGAGAGAGGGAGGAACCCUGAGCUCUAUGUCUUGUCUUGUCACUGGGACCCUUUUAUGUCAAAGUCGAAACGAAUCGUCUCUCUCUGAUUCCCCCUGCCUAUGUCUUUCGCCGUUAGAAAAACCCAAAGUAGCAUUAGUGUACAUUCUCUCACACCACCUGUAGGCUCCUCUCGGGGGCCAUGCCUGCUUGUAGCUGUCCCUAGUGGCAUUGUGCAAUGUUUCACAGUAUUUACUCUGUGAGUUGACUGUCUGCAAGUACCAGUGCAGCACAUCAAGCCCCUGCUCCACCCGGCGCAGAGGCCCCCGAGGUCCUCCGCGAUAAGACCGUCCGUUUGUGGUCAGCUCGGGAUAUCUUCUGUUUUGGAUGGAUUUAGUUUAUGCACGAUUACUUUUUCCAUUGUGUCACUGUUGCUGGACAGGCUGCUGGGUUUGCACCGGGUUAAGAAAAAGAAAAAAGGAGGGUUGACGGUGAUGAUUGAGGAGUUGCGAUACAUAAAAUUGCUUCAUAAUUAUAUCAGAAUCCUAAUCAUUUGUCAUCUCCUCUUAAUGAGAAAGUGCUUUAGACACAGUGGUGUGUCGGUAUGUACCAACUGGGCCUGGGCAGGCUGGCGACAGGUUUCUUACUUAGACUUAACGACAUGCACAUUUAUAUGUGUGUAUGUUUUAACACACAUUUGCACAAUUACACGUACACGCCACUGACUUCCUCCCCGGACCACUGUCAGACCUAAACAUAACUGUACAUCAGUCUGUUACACCUCAUCCACAGCCGGGUCAAACACUCUCCCAUCCACUCCCCCACUUUACAUUGUUACACAUAUACAUCGAAUACUUCUGGUCAAUAGCUCUUUUCUUACUCAUGCCUUGCACUAAUGAUGCUCAUGAAUAUAUCUUGUCAUAAUUUCAGCCAGUGUGAUAUAAAUAUAUAUAUAUAAAUAUAUAAAUAAUAUACUGUAAAUAGGGUGUUGCUGUGUAGUCUACUUUUUUUUUUUUCCUUGAUUUACCAGUGACAGGACUAAUGCUUGCUAGGGAGUUGUCUAGAUAAUCAUAAAAGAAAACUGUACAGAAAAAAAAAACAGCUACAAUCUGGGUUUGGAGUUUUGUUGCUGUUCCUUUUUUUUUUUCCACACAAAAGGUUAAAUUAUAAUCAGUGGUGGUCUUUAUAAAUGUAUUUAGUGUUAUUAACAAAAAAAACUAUGAAAUUGCAUUUAUUUAGUCAUCUGUCUUGUACAUUUUUCUCAAAAGAAAAAAAUAUUCUUUUUUUUAACAAAAUCUCUUUCUUGCGUUUCUCCAUUUUUUUUUUUUUUUUUUUUUUUUUUUUUGGGUGUUAUCAGGCCAUGAUGCCUUUUUCCAGCACUCCUCCCUGUAAGCGGACCAACUUCCAGAGGCGCUGGUUGUAAAAGCUCCGGAGGAGUCAGACACCAUUCGAAAAACAGUUUGAGUAUCCACCUGUCUGCCACUCCAUAACAUCUCCAUAACAUUGUGACGAUAUCGUAGGAACAGUAUAACAACAAUCAGCUGGCGCGAUGGUGAUUCGUUAAUAAAUGAAUUUUUUGCCGUGAACACUUAAUUGCAGCCGAAAACAUUUAAAUGCAAGCAUUUUACAGUACUGUUAUGUAAUGACCAAAUAAAUACUGAAAUAAAUUUGAUCAUUUAUUAUUGUA
Mugil cephalus (flathead mullet) is the source of this 3265-nucleotide messenger RNA. It is a transcript of the gene rab5aa, whose product is annotated as RAB5A, member RAS oncogene family, a. The coding region runs from base 222 to 872 and encodes 216 amino acids. The transcript has 6 exons. Lineage: Eukaryota; Metazoa; Chordata; Actinopteri; Mugiliformes; Mugilidae. Gene Ontology annotation, molecular function: GTPase activity; GTP binding. The record is from RefSeq and is a predicted model, not a curated record.